This is a messenger RNA of Caenorhabditis sp. 36 PRJEB53466, 2190 nucleotides long. The record is from the annotation of a GenBank genome assembly. Lineage: Eukaryota; Metazoa; Nematoda; Chromadorea; Rhabditida; Rhabditidae.
AUGCCAACGAUCCGCUCGAACCUGAGUAUUCCGCUCUCCAGCCUCAGCAAAAUUGACGAUGAUCGGAUGGAAGUGGAUUCAGAAGGCGAUAAAAGAAGCGCAACGAGCUUCAGGCCCUUGUGUGAGUUUCCCAGAGAUAAUUCGGAUAAAUUUAACGCUUUUCCAGGCGUCAAAUGUGGAGUUUUUGGAGCGCAGAACGGCUCCGGAUACGCAGAAUUCGGAAACACGAGAGUACUUGCACAAAUGUAAUAAAAUAAAAUUUUAACACGAAACAACCAGAUUUUCUACAGAACUGGCCCGGAUAGCGACGGAAAAUGGGAGGAGAGCUACGCGAAGAUCACAGUGAGCAUCAAAGGACUGGACGAUUCUCGGAUCGCAGAGUACCGUGCUCAACUGACAUCCUCCCUGACGGCCGUAAUUUUCGCCAACAAGUACCCGGGAAAAGUGAUCGACAUUGAGAUCACUGUGAUUUCUGAUGACGGCGGAGUGCUCGCCACUGCUCUCACAGCCGCCACGCUGGCAUUGGCCCAUUCCGGAAUCGAAAACAUGGGGUUGACGGCUAGUGUACACGUGGCACUCGCGCCCAACGAAGACUACAUAACCGAUCCGAGCACCUCCGAACUCAAUACGUCAAUUGGAGGAGUCACCCUCGCCUUCGUGCCGAAUCUCGAUCAGACGACGUGUGUGGACAUACACGGACGGAUUCCCCUUCAGAAGAUCCCGGUGCUUCUUGAGUUUGCGAAACAACGUGCCAUCGCAAUUGUGCCCACACUCCACAAGGCUGUAGUGAACAGUAUUCGCGAGAGGGCCAAGAAGUGACGGAGAGACGCGAUGCAACCGCGCCCCGUCGCACACUGGGUAAAUAAUUGCAAGUCGGCGACUUAUUUGUUGUAUUCCUCCGUUAGUCACCUUCUUUUCCCUGUUGAUUUUCUCUUCUUUCUGUUGUUGACGAAUAUUCUCCGAUGAAUCUUCUUAUUUUAGCCGUCUCUUUCUCUCUCCGAUUAUCGUAGAGUCGUCAAUCGAUUUCCUAAUACCUUUCUAAUCGUUCGCUGUGAAUAGUUGAAAACAGUCUAUUCAGGCCACCGACAAUGAUUAUUCUCGAGCAGAAUAACCGAAUUAUUGUCGAGCUCCUUGAGCAAAAGUUCGCAAACGCUAAAGAAGGGUGAGUUUGCGGCGGAGCAGCUAGAUAAGUUUUAAUUCUUCAUUUCUCAGAGCGAAACACGAAACGGUGAAUGUGACGUUUGCCGAUUUCGACGGUGUUCUCUACAAAUUGUCGAAUCCAGAUGGUGAUCGCAGCAAAAUAAUUGUGAGUUUCACACAAAAUCUGGAUACAGAAUAAAUGGUCUUUUCAGUUGAGCAUUGCGCUGAAAUUCUACACAGAACUCCAACAACACGGCGCCGAUGAUGUGAGUUUAAAAAAAAACUAUUUGCUCGACUAACAAUAAUUUUCUUAGCUUCUGCAACGAGUUUACGGCGGAAACAUGCGCUCAUCGCCAGAAUCGGGCUUCAACGUCACGCUCGAGUACGAUUUGAACGCACUGCCGGCAGAAACGACGGAUUUGGUGCAGAAGGCGUCGGGGCUGAAGAGAAACUGCUUCGCGUCGGUCUUCGAAAAGUAUUUCGAGUUCCAAGAAGCCGGACAGGAAGGGCACAAGAGAGCGGUGAUCAACUACAGAGAGGACGAGACAAUGUGAGAUAUUUUGUGCUCAAGUUACUCAUUUAAAAAUGCGUUUUUCUUUUAGGUACAUCGAAGCGAAAUCAGAUCGUGUGACGGUCAUCUUCAGUACAGUCUUCAAAGACGCCGAUGACGUCAUAAUCGGAAAAGUGUUCCUGCAGGAGUUCCGCGAAGGUCGGAAGGCCAGCCAGACGGCGCCGGCGGUGCUCUACUCUCUGGGCGAGCCGCCGCUCGAGCUCAAGGAUCUGCCGGGAGCGAAAGUCGGCGACAACGUCGGCUACAUAACGUUCGUGCUGUUCCCGAGGCAUACGAACAAGAAGACGCGGGACAACACGAUCGACCUGAUCCACUCGUUCCGGGACUACCUGCACUACCACAUCAAGUGCUCCAAAGUCUACCUGCACACUCGGAUGCGCGCAAAGACCACCGACUUUCUGAAGGUGCUGAAUCGCGCGCGACCGGAGGUGAAGGGCGAGAAGAAGACGUUCAGCGGCCGUACAUUCCAAACUCAAUAG